Acanthopagrus latus (yellowfin seabream) is the source of this 7426-nucleotide messenger RNA. RefSeq names its product kinase suppressor of ras 2 (gene ksr2). Bases 1298 to 4171 code for a protein of 957 amino acids. NCBI's taxonomy places the organism in Eukaryota, Metazoa, Chordata, Actinopteri, Spariformes, Sparidae. Gene Ontology annotation, biological process: protein phosphorylation. The record is from RefSeq and is a predicted model, not a curated record. The transcript is spliced from 21 exons. Gene Ontology annotation, molecular function: ATP binding; protein kinase activity.
ACUGUGGGGCCUACUGGAGCAGUAAUCCAUAUCAGAUGUCACAAUAUUAUAUUUUGAUGACAUGACUAAAAGAAUUCUCAAUAUUAUUGCGAUAUCAACUCAAGCUGUGGUUGAUGUGUCACUCUUGUCUAUUAUCUUUGCAGACAUGAUUUUGCUUGGCAGUGGUACAGCCAGACACUACAUAGCUAGUUAUUGUAUGUUUUUCACAAUGUAAUCAUAUGUGUAUUAGUAACACAAUAUUAAUAUUGAAUUUUAGAAUAUCACAGUUAUGGUCUAUAUAGACAUAUCCUGACACAGUGUGCACAUUCAACCACUGUGCACACAAACAACAUCACAAACACCUUUAAAAAUGUUUAAAAUGUAAAUGCAUCCAAAUGUUGUGAGGAAAUAUUUCGCCAAUAAAUUGAUCAAAAAUCUAAUCCCUGUAAAAUCAGCAGAAAAAAAAGAAAUACACAUGCAGGUGUGUGUCGAAAUGACGAUAACCGAGCAUCUUUUCUUCCCUGCAGAAAUGUGAGAAGUGUCAGCUCUGCUCGUCUCCUCGCGCAGGCCCGGAGACUGGCUCAAGCGCCGCGAGCCCACUGCACUCCGCUCAGAUCUCGCGAGAGCGGCCCCUCGCGGCGGUGCCUGGGCGAACCGACGCUGUUGCUGUGGGUUUGAUUGACAGGAAACAUGUCGGUGUGGUGGGAGCGAACCGGGAUGCAGCUGCUGCCAAGGGAGACAGGGAGUACCUGCAUCCAAUCCACACAUCAGCACCUUUAAAACCACCAGGCUUCCCCCACCGAUACGUCUGCUCGCGAUGCGCUGAACAGCUUCUCUCUCUCUUUCUCGCUCUCUCUCUCUCUCUCUCUCUCUCUCUCUCUCUCUCUCUCCCCCUCUCUCUCUUUUUUUUAAACACCCAUCUGAAACGAAGGGGGCACCCAAUGGAUGCUGUGGCGAACCGUGUAGUCCCGCUCGGUAUCUUCAUAUUGUGUUUGAUUUAAGCAGAGACACCUUGAUGAAACAGCAGGAACUACGAGGACUGUUGUUGCAAUGGAGUCGACUCUCUCACGGCUCAAAGCCCGUCUGUAAACCUCCAGCAUCUCGUUUCAUGGCGUUUUGCAGGUUGCUCAUCUGCUCCGUGGGCUUCUCUCCACGUUUCUUUUCUGAAUUUAUUUUUUAAUUAUUUAUCUUUUUUUGUUGUUUUUCUUUUCUUGUUCUUUUUUUUUUUUAAAGAAAAUAUUUUCUUUCUUUUUCUUUUUUUUUUUUUUUCCUGAAAGUGCAACGGGGGAGAAAAUAACGACCACUGCUCGCAAAAACUAUGAACGAGGAGAUGACAAAAAGCGAGGAGCAGCAUCUUAGUUUGCAGAAAGCCUUGCAGCAGUGCGAGUUGGUGCAAAAUAUGAUAGACAUAAGCAUUUCUAGUUUGGAGGGUUUACGGACCAAAUGUGCCACAUCCAACGACUUGACACAGAAAGAGAUACGAACGCUGGAGGGGAAGUUGGUGAAGUACUUCAGCCGCCAGCUGUCCUGUAAGUGCAAAGUGGCCUUAGAGGAGCGCAGUACCGAGCUGGAGGACUUCCCUCGCCUCGGCCACUGGUUCCGCAUCGUCAACCUGAGGAAAGAGGUCACAGAGGAGAUGAGUCCAGGUGAGGUGACCCUGGAGGGCCUGCUGGAGAUGAGCGAGGAGCAGGUGUGCGAGCUGCUGCAGAAGUUUGGUGCCAAUGAAGAGGAGUGCGCCCGACUCAACGCCUCCCUCUCCUGCCUCAGAAAGGCCCACCAGCUCGAACAACUUGAGGAGGAUAAAUUGCACAGUAAUGGAGGGAGCCAGACGAAGCAGGACUGGUCCAUCCAGUGGCCGACCUCUGAAUCGGGCAAAGAAAACACUCCAGUAUGCCAGCCAGAGGCCAGUCAGUGGAUCCGGUUCCAGCUCGCUCAAAGCCCCAAAGUCCAGUCCAAGUACAACCAGCACAUGUGCCACAGCCCCCAGGCCUUGGCGCCCCCUUUAUAUGCCGAUCGACUGACUGUCGACAGCCCUGGCUUCCCACCCUUGGACACUGGUCACCGCUCCCUGCCCCCUUCACCCCGCCAGAGGCAUUUUGGCCACACACCUCCUCGGACUCCCUUGGUGGUCAACACCAUGACCCCACCCGGCACUCCCCCAAUGCGGCGAAGGAACAAAGUGAAGGCCCCGGGAACGCCACCUCCGCCCAGCCGCAAGCUCAUCCAUCUGCUGCCGGGCUUCACUGCACUGCACCGCAGCAAAUCCCACGAGUUCCAGCUGGGGAACCGCUUGGAGGACACACAGACACCAAAAGCCAAGAAGAAGACCAAGCCCUUGAACCUUAAGAUCCACAGCAGUGUGGGCAGCUGUGAGAAUCUGCCCACGCAGCGCUCGCCCCUCCACACUGAACGAUCUCUGCGAUCCUUCUUCUUCCCCUCCUUCAUCCCCUCCACACCUCCUGUCCAUGCUGAAACACCCUCUGCAAACACUCUCUCAGUGCCUCGCUGGUCCCCGCAGAUUCCCCGAAGAGAUCUGGGAAACUCAAUAAAACACAGGUUUUCCACAAAGUACUGGAUGUCCCAGACAUGCAUAGUAUGUGGAAAAGGAAUGUUGUUUGGACUGAAAUGUAAAAACUGCAAGCUGAAGUGCCACAACAAAUGCACCAAAGAAGCCCCACCUUGCCAUUUACUGAUCAUACAGCGAGGCGGACGAGAAUCCCUCAAAGACCACCAAGGAACAACUCAAGUAGCUCGUCUGGUACGGACCGAAUCAGUGCCAUGUGACAUCAACAACCCGCUCAGGUACACAGACCUGCACAUCAGUCAGACGCUCCCCAAAACCAACAAAAUCAACAAGGAUCACAUCCCAGUCCCGUACCAACCAGACUCCAGCAGUAAUCCCUCAUCCACCACCUCCUCCACCCCGUCCUCCCCGGCUCCUCCCCUGCCCAGCAGCGCGACGCCUCCAUCACCACUACACCCCUCCCCGCAGUCGGCGCGGCAACAGAAACAGUUCAACUUGACAGCCUCCAGUUACUUCAAAUUCAAGCAGCAGUUCAUCUUUCCUGAUGUUGCUCCAGAGGCUCCCCCAAGCAGAGCACCGCAGGUCAUCCUGCACCCUGUCCUGUCUGAACCGGGGAAUGAGGGCAACCCUUUACUUCAGAUCGAAGUGGAACCUACAUCUGAUAAUGAGGAGGGCAACGAUGAGGACUCCGGUGACGAGUUUGAGGAGAUGAACCUGUCGCUCCUGUCGGCUCGCAACUUCCCACGCAAGGCCAGCCAGACCAGCAUCUUCCUGCAGGAGUGGGACAUACCAUUCGAGCAGUUGGAGAUCGGGGAGAUGAUCGGCAAGGGGCGCUUUGGCAAAGUUUUCCACGGACGCUGGCACGGCGAGGUGGCCAUCCGCUUGAUUGACAUCGAGCGCGACAACGAGGACCAGCUCAAGGCCUUCAAGCGUGAGGUGAUGGCGUACCGCAACACGCGUCACGAGAAUGUGGUGCUGUUUAUGGGGGCGUGCAUGAGCCCACCACAUCUGGCCAUCAUCACCAGUUUGUGUAAAGGAAGGACACUUUAUUCUGUGGUGCGGGAUGCCAAGGUUGUUCUGGAUGUUAACAAGACCAGGCAGAUUGCACAAGAGAUGGUCAAGGGGAUGGGCUACCUCCAUGCUAAGGGGAUCUUACACAAAGACAUGAAGUCCAAGAACGUGUUUUAUGACAACGGCAAAGUGGUCAUCACUGACUUUGGACUCUUCACCAUAUCUGGGGUUUUACAGGCUGGCAGCCGGAGGGAAGACAAACUGAGGAUCCCCAACGGCUGGCUGUGUCACCUGGCCCCAGAAAUCAUCCAGCAGCUCUCUCCAGACACAGAGGAGGACAAGCUUCCCUUCUCCAAACAGUCAGAUGUCUUUGCUUUUGGUACCAUCUGGUACGAGUUACAUGCACGUGAGUGGCCUUACAAGAGUCAGCCAGCAGAGGUGAUCAUAUGGCAGAUUGGCAGCGGGAUGAAACCCAACCUCGCCCAAACUGGCAUGGGGAAGGAGAUAUCAGACAUUCUGCUCCUGUGCUGGGCGUUCAAGCAGGAAGAGCGGCCCAGCUUCUCCAAGCUGGUAGAUUUACUGGAAAAGUUGCCAAAACGGAACCGUCGCCUUUCCCACCCAGGGCACUUCUGGAAGUCAGCUGAGUAUGUCAAAUGAGUUAGGGACACAAAACAGCAAACAAUCAGCAACUAUCAAAAAAAAAAACGAAAAAAAACAAACAACAACAGCCGCCAUAACUCUACAUAAAAAACCCACCUCCUUAAAGAAUGCACUGAAUCCAAAAGCCAGCCCAGUGAUGAAAACUGCCCGUGCUGUGUGUAAUUUCAUGGAAUGUUGGCAUGUGUGUGUACAGAUAAGCUGACUGUCCAGCUUCUCAAAGCAGUCGGGUUUUCUUUGAGUUGAUUUCAACCAUACAGGAUAUUUUUUCCUUUAUCCUUUCUGUCUUUUACUAUUGACUCGAUCCCUUCAUAAUAUUUGAUUUAUUUCCUGGAUGUAUCUAGCUUGUAACCGUCAACUGAUCACAUCAUCAUGGACUUAAAAAAACAAAACAAAACAAAACCACAUGUUUGAGUGCAAAUGUAGAUUCUUUUCCAUGUCUUCUUCUUUUUUUCUUUUGUUUGAAUGAAUGUAACUGUUGUACAUCAAGCAUUGUAUAUUUUCACAACAUUGUCUUGCCAUUUCUUAUGUCUGUCAACUGUGUAGACCAUUUUGUCAGUGUUACCUCAUGGUCUCUCAUGUGUGGAUGUCUUGUACAGGUUACAUGUUUGUCUGAAAAAGCUUUAUUUAACUUUAAAAAACAAUGUCCUCUUAUUUACACCGUACCAUUUGAAUGUGAAGAAGCCAGUGUCCCUGUGUGUGUGGGGAUGUGUUGGCACGGUUCUUUGAUGGGAGACUGUUCUCUGAUCAGCCUGCGCUUUUGAAUAUUGCCUGUGAACAUAAGCGAGAUGUUUGAACAAUAACUUUGGGUGGGGGUGAAGAAAGCGGCUGGUCAGACCAGGACUCCCUCACUUGACGCUGUUCUGUGAAAUCGCUGACACUUGAAAUGUAUCUCGCCAACUGUUGCAGAACUAAUUAACCUUCAGAAAAAAAAUGCUAUCACUGAGCCCCCCAUUCCCCAUGUCCCCGAAACAAAUGUAUAUUUUACUCUACAUUGCUACUGAUAGAUACAGAAUAUAAUAGAUACAGAUAAAAAUCUAAAUCUUGCUACUGUAUAGUCAGUGCAGUAAUUCUUAGUUAUUUUAUUCAGUCGAUAUGUGAACUUUGUAGACCCUCAUCAGUGACAGUAUUGAAAAUGACACAUUAGCUUUCUGAGUAGUGUAUGAUACUGUUUUAUAACGUAGCUUGGCUCAAAGAUCGGUUGCUAAUGGGUCUGAGGACGGCAGGAAAAAAGACAUUUUAUGAUCUGUAAUGAUGUGACUGUUAGAUGCAUGACGGGAGAGCACAUGGCGUUAUUGAGACAUAGCAGCAAACAGGAGGAUCCUGCUCUCAACUGGGUCCGGAGCACACAGGACCGCCUCUUUCUUGAGUCCUGUGUCCUGAUUGGAUAAAGCGGGCAGGGAUACCGGAAAAUGUUCUUUUCUCUUUUACUGCAUGAGCAGCUGGGAGGUGAGACACGGGCAUCUGACCAAACACAGAUCACUGUUUGAAUACAGAGCUAUCUGACACGUUUUAGAAUAAAAAUAUACCACUUACAGCAGCUUUAAUAAUUCAGAAUUCAGCUGUACGGUGGCAUGUUCACACUGAAUGCAAAGUGAAUUUUAGAGGCAGCUUGACUGCAUUUAAAGCCAGCUGGAAACACUGAAAAGGGGAUACAACCAGAUGCUGUUGGAGCUAAUUAAAGCUAUACUGCAACUUUUAAUUAGUGGUUUUAAUUUACUAAUACGUCACUAUUUUUAGCAUUUAGCUAAAAUGCUAAGCUACAAGUGGAGUCAGUAAUGCCAGUUGAACAGUAAUCCCUGUCUAAAGUUUGUUAACACUGACCAACAUAAGCUACGGUCCCACGAGAGGAAGUCUAAAGUGAACAAUGGUGCAUUUUAAUUGUCUAAUUUAUCAUUUUUAAAUUGUUAGAGGAAGACUCUGUUAUACCUCCCCUCAAAAGAAGACAACCACGCUUUAAAGCAAAGAUGUUUCCACUCAAAUCAAUACGCUUCCGGUUUAUUUUUAUCCGACUUGAGUACAACACUGCUGAAAAAGGCAACCGUGGAAGACAAACGAAUCUUAAACCUUCUUUGUUUUCUUCAAAUCUUGAAAGAGGUGUGAAUUAUUGAUUUAUUGGAUUACAAAGUAACACGUUAGUAACUUAAAUCUGGCUGAACUUUCCCUUUAACAUAUCAGAAAAGACAUAUCAGGAUGCUGAAGACCACCCCAGGCCAAUUUUCUACUUCAUAAUAUAUAUCAUAAUAUAUUUUAAAUGUAUGUUUUAGAGAUUAUAGCAACUCUGAGUCAUAUCAUCAUGAAUUGGAAGCUGUGGCGUCAUCCGAGCUGUAUACUGCUUUUGAUUCUCUCUAGCCACGUCGAAUAGAUGGAGACAAUCCAAUCAUGUUAAAUAGCCAUUUUCCACAUCAUUAUAUACACAUCUGUGUGUUGGAAAAUGCAUACAAACAAUCUGCUGCUGUUUUUUGGAGUCUGUCUGUCUAUUUUGGAAUUGCUGGGAUUCAAAUAUUGUAAGUGGAUCAUUUAUAUUUGUACUGUUUACAACUUUAAAGUGCAUGAGAUGGACUAUCAAAGAUUGAUUCUUGUUAUGAAAAAAAUAUCCUUCUACACUAUAUAUAUAUAAAAAAAAAGUAUGUGAGCAUUUUUCUGAUGAACUGUUGUCCAUUGAGCAGUUUGAUCUCAAUACCUAAUGAAGUUUUACGUCAGGCUUUGCAAAACUUUUUCGACAGCUUUGUUUGAGAAAAUGAUUGUUUGAGAAUAUUUAUAGAUUAUAUAAAUGAUUAGACUAGCAUUUCAAUCAAAAAAAAAAAAAAAAAGAAAAAAAGCGUUGCGACCUGUGCACAUGCUAGAGGUGACAACAACCUGACUGGACAACAAUCAAAGAUCUAACAUUAGUGCCAAGUGUACAUAACAGAUUGUAGACUAUUUUUAUCGUCACUUGCCGUAAUAUCAAUAUUUCUUGUGAAUUUUUUGACCUUUCUUUUGAAUGUACAAAUUGUGUUGUGUUCUUUUUUUUUUCCUUUUUGGUUGUUGUUUCUGUUUUCUGUUCAUUUAAAAUUCUUUUUCCGCCAUUUUCCUUCUAAUUGCAUAAGCAUUGAUGCUGUGUUGUUUCUUUUCCUUGAUUCCGUCCUUGUAUUGUAGAUUGAUAGCUCCAAAAAGCUUGUAUUUAAUGAUGCCUUAUGGUCCAUGGCUUAGUGAUGAGUAGAUUUUGAUCACAAGCUCUUUUAUUUGCACUCAUCCUUUACAAAGUGUAUGACA